Molecule: messenger RNA, 1428 nt
Organism: Trichoderma atroviride IMI 206040
Lineage: Eukaryota; Fungi; Ascomycota; Sordariomycetes; Hypocreales; Hypocreaceae
Source: RefSeq, a predicted model, not a curated record
AUGGGUCGCUUCGAUGCGCCAAAUCCGGUCAAUGAGCUGACAAAAAACACCGAAUGGUAUGAGGCUGCUCCUCCUGGCAUGCGCAGCCCCGACCAUCUUUGGAAAGAAUACUGGCAGCGCUUCAAUACGUAUCCCAUUUCGAUUUUUGACAGCAACAAAUAUUUUGAAACCGCUAUGGAGAUAGCAAAGGCCUCCAAAAACAAAGCGGAUUUUGAACGGAAAUUUGAGAAACAUAACAAACAACAAUAUGAAGUCCUCAAUUCUGCGCUAAAAGAUCUAUACUGGGUUAUUGAAGAGACUUAUCCGGCCCUCGAUGCUCAAAAUCCAACUUCCACUGCUCAAAAUCCAACUUCCGCUGCUCCUCGUGCGAUCCCCCCGGCACAAAAGCUCAGAUGCCUCGACCACUUUGUCCAGUUAUUACAUACCUACGUCUACCAACGAAAAUCGGAUAAGAAACCUAAAACGAUAGUCGUGGAGAAACAGGAUCAUACAAAGGAAAAUUCCCGUCAAGAGAGAGGGCACGAACUCAUGGAAGAUGAGACGGAGGAACUUAUUAGGGAAAUCAUCCCAGCCCCCUCUGCUGACCCAGAAUAUGAAAAAUCUCUAGAUGAAGAGUUUUCCAGUGAGGAUGAGUGGGGCACUCAGCUUCCUGAGGAUAUAGACUAUGGUUAUAGGCUCGACCAGGAGUAUAAGAUGCGCUAUGGGGGAAGCAAUACUUUCGCGAGGGCGGAAUUCGAAUCGUCGAUGCUUUUAUCCGACGAUGCUGCUUCACAUACCCUCAACUCUGAAGACGAUACCCCUUCAAUUCAGCAGGUCCCAUCACUCAUAUCAAACGAUUCACAGGACCUGAAGGAGGGAAAUGAGUCUCUGGCGACACAAGAUGAGCUGAGAAGACGAUCCAGUAUAUCAUCUAAAAGCCAAGGUUCGAAUUCGGCCAAGAAGAGGGUUCGGUUUGACGACGAUGAAGAUAUCAGUAUCCAUGAGCCUAAACGUCGAAAAGUAGACAACAGUCUUGCGCAUACCGAAACCUCCCCGACCCCUCAGGCUACUCGCGCGUCAUCUAUACAGGCUGCCCAUGGGAGCGCAUCACGGAAAAGAUCCAGGUCUGACGAAGAUGAAGAAGACAACGGAUAUAAGCGUCAGAAAAUAGAGAGUCUGCCACGCCCACCAUCUCCUGUCCCCAAUGCUAGCUUUACGGAAGACGAUUCGGCAAAUCAUCUAGCCCAGGGAAGUUCAGAAAAAGUAUUGGAAGAGCAAGUUCCGGAAAGCGACAACAGCGGGCGAAAGCGCCGAAAACAAAAGCCCAAGUCGCCAACUUCACGUGCAAACUCUUCUCGAAACACUCUGAACACGAGGUCUUCGAGGAGAUCCAAUUCGUCUACGCUUUGGGAACUGGAUGCCUCGGGCAAGCCCCGUUCGAACUACUAA